Messenger RNA from Hordeum vulgare subsp. vulgare (domesticated barley), 1597 nucleotides. Its product is annotated as ethylene-responsive transcription factor ERF109-like. Gene Ontology annotation, biological process: regulation of DNA-templated transcription; ethylene-activated signaling pathway. The record is from RefSeq and is a predicted model, not a curated record. Lineage: Eukaryota; Viridiplantae; Streptophyta; Magnoliopsida; Poales; Poaceae. The coding region runs from base 176 to 955 and encodes 259 amino acids. The transcript has a single exon. Gene Ontology annotation, molecular function: DNA-binding transcription factor activity; DNA binding.
UUUGCGCACGGACGGGCGCGCUCUUCUGCAUGCGCCGCGUGCCCUGCGACGUCAGCCUCGUAUAUAAACCUCGCUCCCCUGUUCCCGCUCACUUCAAACCACACUGCCUCAGCUCUACUCCUUCAGCGCCACCACCAACAACAACACAAGGACACGCAGGGACUGACACACACACAUGACCUUCAGCCUGUCGGCGGCGAUGGAGGGGGGCCACCAGGAGUACAUGAUCCGCUUCGACGACCCCUCGCCGAGCACGGCCACCGCCGAGCCGCCGCCGCCGGAGCCGUUUGCAGGAAGGGCGAUCACCCCCGAUCAGGAGCACAGCGCCAUGGUCGCCGCGCUGCUGCACGUCAUCUCCGGGUACACCACGCCGCCGCCGGACCUCUUCCCGACCAGGGAGGUGUGCCCGGUGUGCAGGGUCGACGGCUGCCUCGGCUGCGACUUCUUCGGCGCCGCGGAGGCGGAGGCCACCGGGACACGGCAAAUCGCGGCGACAUUGGACGCGCCGAAGGCGGCGGGCGGGCCGCAGAGGCGGCGGAGGAACAAGAAGAACAAGUACCGCGGCGUCAGGCAGCGGCCGUGGGGCAAGUGGGCGGCGGAGAUCCGCGACCCGCGCCGCGCCGUGCGGGUCUGGCUCGGGACCUUCGACACCGCCGAGGACGCCGCCAGGGCCUACGACCGCGCCGCCGUCGAGUUCCGCGGCCCGCGCGCCAAGCUCAACUUUCCCUUCCCCGAGCAGCAGCAGCAGCUGGGCGACGGCAAUGCCGCCGCGGCCAAGUCCGACACGUGCUCGCCCUCGCCCCGCAGCGCCGACGCCGAGGUCCGGGUUCCGCAGUCGUGGCAGCAGAACGGCGGGCAGGAAGCAGGGGAUCAGCUCUGGGACGGCUUGCAGGACCUGAUGAAGCUAGACGAGAGCGAGCUUUGGUUCCCGCCAUCUUCAAAUUCUUGGGACUGAACCUGCUUGAUUAGAUCCUAGCCGUUGGAGUGACUGGAAAAGACCAUUUUCACUUCCUUUUUUUUCUUUUCCUUUUUACCUCUGUUGUAUUAUUUGGACAGAACAGAGUAUGUGAAUUAUAAGUAGGGUUGUAUCAAGAUUGAAGAGUACACAUAUUAACAAGGCAGUUUUGGGUUUGUGCUUCACUUUUUGAAUUCAGAGAUAGAACAACAAACCAUCUUUCUUCUUACUCUUUGUACAUUCAAAAGAUACAAACCAUUUGUAUGAAAAAGAAGAAGCAUACCAUGUACAUUUAUGAACAAGUUUCGGAAGACGGGGGAAGCUUUAGCUAAAGUCAUUGCAAAAUGUAAAAGAAAGAUCUCUCUAACUUCAAAUCCAUUGAAUACAAAGUUUGGUAAGAUAAUUCAAGGGUUUUUCACCCAUGGUACAUCAGUUUCUAUCACUUAAGUUCAACAGUUUCUUCUUGCUGCAUAACAGAUCGGCAUAGCUGGAUCAAUAGUUUACAACUAUCUGGCAAAUGAUAAGCAACAUCGGUAAUUUACAAGGCACCAGUAACGCGUUGCCACGGGGCAACAAACAGGUGCUUCUAUUCCGUGAUAGUGCAUCUGCGGAGCAUGAUAUCUGUUUGUGUCACGACGGAAG